AUGAGAGCAAACUAUCAAAGUCAUAAGCCUGAGGCGGCUUUGCAACGAGCUCAUGAAUUUAUUUCUGUUGGGAAACAACGAGAUGCGCUUCAAUCGCUUCAUGAUUUAAUCAAGGGUCGUCGACAAAAGCAAUGGUCACAAAUAUACGAACAAAUUAUGCUUAAAUAUGUUGAGCUUUGUGUUAACCUACGCAACUCAACUCUGGCAAAGGAUGGACUUUAUCAAUACAAAAUAUUAACUCAACAGGUUGCUGUAAAGUCGCUUGAGACUGUUCUUGAAACUUUCCUUACUCUUGCUGAGCAAAAAACUUUGGAAGCUCAAAAAUCUUCUAUUGAAAAAAUUGAAGAAAUUGAUGAUCUUGAUGUUGCUGAUGCUCCAGAGAACUUGUUGUUGUCGUUUGUCUCUGGCGCUGUUCCACAGGAUCGAAUGGACCGCACAGUUCUCAGUCCUUGGCUUCGUUUUCAAUGGGAUACUUUUCGCAAUUGUCUCGAUUUGUUGCGUAAUAACGUUUAUGUUGAACAAAUUUAUCAUCAUAUUGCUCGUCAAUCUUUUGCUUUUUGUCUUCAAUACCAGCGGCGCAAUGAAUUUCGUAAACUUUCGGAUAUGUUACGCCUUCAUCUUACACAAGUUCAAAAAGCUCAACAGGCGCAAACAAUUCCAGCUCACGCGUCUGCUUAUUUUCUCUAAAUUUCUAUUAAAUUUUGAUUUUA
This is a messenger RNA of Meloidogyne enterolobii, 710 nucleotides long. The record is from the annotation of a GenBank genome assembly. Lineage: Eukaryota; Metazoa; Nematoda; Chromadorea; Rhabditida; Meloidogynidae.